Messenger RNA from Eruca vesicaria subsp. sativa (arugula), 1022 nucleotides. NCBI's taxonomy places the organism in Eukaryota, Viridiplantae, Streptophyta, Magnoliopsida, Brassicales, Brassicaceae. The record is from the annotation of a GenBank genome assembly.
UCUCAAGCAAGCAAAGUGUGAAAAUAUCAUGGCGUCGAUUUCGUCAAAUCUACUCUUAAAUUCUACAUCCCUUUCACCUCUGAGAUUCCCCAGAUUCUCGGGAUUUUCUUCUCCCUCUCCACUCUCUAGAUCCCACCGAUUUUUAAAUCGCGGAACUUUAUCGCCGGGAAUCAGAUUCGACGGAGCUAUGGCGGCGACUUCGAUGCAGGGAGUGGUGACUGAGGCCAUGAAUUUGAUCCAAACGGCGUCGCCGACCUGGAAAUCAGCUGUGGCUAAUAAUGUGUUGAUAUUCGUUCUCGGGUCACCGCUUCUCGUCACCGGAUUAUCCACUUCGGGGAUCGCCGCGGCGUUUUUGCUGGGUACAUUGACUUGGAGGGCUUAUGGCUCUGCUGGGUUUCUCUUAGUCGCUGCUUAUUUCGUCAUUAUGAUUUACAAUGUCACAGGGAACAGCGGCAACAAAGGUUAAGAUGUCUGAAAAGGAAGCACAAGGCGUAGCUGAGAAGAAGAAAGGUAGAAGAGGACCACGGAGUGUAAUUGGUUCAAGUGCUGCUGGUUGUGUCUGUGCUUUUCUUUCAAUAUAUCAAGUGGGAGGAUCAGCUUUUUCUCAGCUUUUCCGCCUUGGUUUCGUUUCCAGUUUCUGCACUAAAGUGUCUGACACCGUCUCCAGCGAGAUUGGGAAAGCUUUUGGAAAAACUACGUAUUUAGCCACAACAUUUAAGAUAGUACCAAGAGGAACGGAGGGAGCUAUGAGUGUUGAAGGAACAUUGGCUGGGCUUUUAGCAUCAUUUUUUCUUGCCUCUGUUGGCUGUUUCCUUGGUCAGAUAACUCCUCCAGAAGCAGCUGUAUGUGUACUAGCUUCCCAGAUUGCCAACCUUGGGGAAAGCAUAAUAGGUGCAUCUUUUCAAGACAAAGAAGGAUUCGAAUGGCUAAACAAUGAUGUGGUGAACGUGAUAAACAUAAGCUUGGGAAGCAUCGUGGCGAUAUUGAUGCAGCAGUUUAUACUCCAGAAUUGGGUCAAGUAA